This is a messenger RNA of Zootoca vivipara (common lizard), 4202 nucleotides long. It is a transcript of the gene RNASEL, whose product is annotated as ribonuclease L. The record is from RefSeq and is a predicted model, not a curated record. Gene Ontology annotation, cellular component: IRE1-TRAF2-ASK1 complex. Gene Ontology annotation, biological process: protein phosphorylation; intrinsic apoptotic signaling pathway in response to endoplasmic reticulum stress; IRE1-mediated unfolded protein response. Lineage: Eukaryota; Metazoa; Chordata; Lepidosauria; Squamata; Lacertidae. Gene Ontology annotation, molecular function: protein serine/threonine kinase activity; RNA binding; ATP binding.
CUCUGCUUCUCCCUCCCUUGAAACUCGCUUCCGUCUCCUCCUCCUCAAUUGGCCUCUGUCCCCCGCCGGGUUUAACAGAGGGAAUGCCUUGCUGCUGCUGUUGUGAUCCAUUUCCUCCUUCCCUCACAAAAACUGCUCGUCCUUUUCCGUUUUCCGAGCGAAUGAGGCAAAAUACCCGCCGGCGGUGGAAUGUAUAUGAAGAAGGAAAACUAUGAGUCCUUUAAAAUACAGUACAUACAUACAUCCAUGUGACAAAGGCAGUGUGUCAAACUUCUCGCUAUGUAGCAACUUUGUUAUUUGAGCCUUUGCUAUCCAAAACCACUGAAUCAAGAGACUUGCAUCCAGCCCUGUGGCACCAUAACUUUUUGUGUGAAUAGCUCUUCGCUCUUCCAUUAUUAAGUUGAUAAUGUCAUAGCUGUUGCUUUUGUGUUGCAGUAGAAAUAUAUUUGCAGAAAGCUAAUGUAAUCACAACUACUGGGAGAGGCGUCAGAACCCUACAGAAAAGAAAUGGCAGCUGAUAAAGCCCUUCAGCUAAAUAAUGCAGUCAGAAGAGGAUCGAUUGAGACUGUCCGGCAGUUGUUAGAAGAAGGUAAUGAUAUCAAUUCAAAGGUGAAUGAUGGGUGGACAGCCCUUCACAGUGCUGUACAAAUGGACAAAGAGGCAAUUGUCCACCUUCUGCUGGACAGAGGAGCUGAUCCACUUGCUAGGAAGGACAACAAAGCUACCCCCUUUAUUCUAGCAGGAAUAACAGGCAAUGUUGAACUUUUAAAGCUCUUCCUUCAGAAGGGGUCGGCCAUCAAUGAGUGUGAUUUGAAUGGUUUCACGGCAUUCACAGAGGCUGCUUGGUAUGGGCAAGAAGAGGCCCUGAGGUUUUUGUAUGGGUGUGGGGCAGAUGUUAACUUGCCCAGAAAUGUGGCUGAUGAGGAUAAAAGGGCCUUGAAUAAAGGGGGAGAAACAGCCCUGAUGGAUGCUGCCAGGUAUGGCCACUUCUCUGUUGUCAAAGUCCUAGUUGAAGAAUUGGGUGCUGAUGUGAACAUCUGCGACAACUGGGAGAGAAAUGCAUUGGUCCAUGCUCUCUCAGUGACUAAAAAGGACCAGACCCAGGCCCAAGGCAAAGAGGCAGCUGCCCUUUUCCUCUUAAAACAUGGGGCUGAUGUGAAUAAGAGAGAUGAAGUUGGGAAAACUACUUUGAUGCUGGCAGCUGAAAGGCAAAGCCUAGACCUGGUGAAGGCUAUAUUGGAAAAAGAAGAAGUGGACGUGAACGAUGCUGACAAAAACAACAAGACGGCCCUUAUGGCAGCAGUGGCAAUGGAAAAUUAUGAAAUAACAAAGACAUUGUGUGAAAAGGGAGCAAGAACAGACAUUGGGAACUUGAUAGAUAUAGCCAGCCUGAAUUACAACAGCAGAAUGAUAACGCUUCUUCACCAGUAUGGAGCCUUGUCUAAUCUAAGGCAGCCAGAGAUACAAUGGACCUCUGCUAGCAGACACUGGCAAUCCAAGCUCCGAGAUCUUUAUGGAAAGUAUCGUCCUAUGAUUGGAAAACUCAAGAUCUUCAUGUUUCCAGAUUUCCGAAUUCAGAAAAGUUCCCAUGGAGGUGUCUACCUAGGAUUCUACAGUGGAGAAGAGGUGGCUGUGAAGAUAUUCCCCACCACUGCAGAAAAUGCUGAACGAGAGAAAACCUGCCUUGAGAAGUGCCGUACCAGCAAACAUCUGGUGAAGUUCUGUGGGUGCGAAGAGCAGAACUCCUGUCUCUACUUGUGCCUUUCCCUGUGUGAGAAAAACCUUGAGGAGUACUUCGGGACAGCAGAGACUGAGAAUGGAACUAUGAGAAGUAAUGCUAUUAUUGAAACAAUAUUUCUGGCAGUGAAGGAACUGCACUCAUUUGGAUUUGGGCAUCAAGAUCUGCACCCAAGUAACAUUUUGAUAGAUGUCGCAGGCAGGGUUUUUCUAGCAGAUUUUGAUAAGACCAGAAAAAUAGAUGAUGAAAAAGAUCUUAUCAUCACAGAAGAUCUGCAGGCUCUCAGAAGUCUAGCCCUGUAUGUUGCUAUGAGGGGCAGAAUCCGCUUUGAAGCCUUGCCUGCGCAGUGUCCAAAGGAUGUAGAUGAUCACUUUGAAAUAGAAGACCUCACAGCAAGACUGGAAUCUCCUGAUGAAAACAUCCCAGUCACUGAACAACUGGGACAGUUGAUCUACCAUCCUUAUUUCUGGAACAAGAAGUUGAGAUACAGGGUCUUAAGAGACGUUGGGAAUGAGAGCGAUAUAAAGACACGCAACACUCGGCACCAUAACAGCACUAGUGAAAUACUGAAGGCUCUGAAUAGUGAGGAAGAUCCUUUCAAGGACUGGACUGAAAAGAUUGAUAAGGAUGUAUUGGACUGUAUGGUUGGUCCCUUUAAUGACAAGAAGAAGAAGGAGAAGAAUAAAGGUUAUGAAAACUGUGUGACAGAUUUACUGAAGCUGAUCAGGAAUAUGGGGGAGCACUUCAGUGAAAAGGAUGAGAAGGUGAAGGAAAUAAUCAAGGAGCCAGAAGACUAUUUUCUGAACCUUUUCCCAAAUUUAACAAUUUAUGUCUACCGGACUUUGCAUAAUAUACAAUAUGAUCAACAUUUUCCGAAUGCACAGAAUUCUCCUCAGCUAUAAUGGGGACAAAUAGACAUAGAUUCUUCAUGAGAGAUCUCUUCUGUUUCAAGGUGUAAGGAUAAUUAAGAGGCAAGCAACAUGUCCCUCUUUUUCUGAGCCUCUUUCCAGAAUUAAUCAUUUUCAUCUUGCCAGAAUUUGUGCAACACAGGAUGAUAUAUAUUCUCCAAGUGCUCAGAACCCUUCUCAUUUGCAAUGAGAAUCGGCAGCAGUUGAUUCUUCCACGUGACUCUUCUGCCUUUCUUCAGUUUGCCCCAUUCAGCUAAGAUACCAGAUAAAGUCAAAUAAGAAAGUAAAAUAAGAAAGCUGCAGCACGUAUAAUAUAAAGAGCCAGAAAGGAAGGUUGUGGCUGGCAGAAGGGAGCUUUAGUUGUCUAUGCAUUUGCCAAGCUUGUUUGCUUGAAAUUGAGGCUUUCUCUCAGCUACCAACUAAACAUCAAUCCAGAUGUUGUAUAAUUUCCUGAAUUUUAUGCUCUGUCAGUGGAAAGAGAAAAUAAAUACUUUCUAUUACAUUCCGCAGUUGCUUGAUCUUGGAUUGCUUAACAAAUGCAAAUAAAACUUCAGUCAAAGGGAACCAUCAGAAGGCCCUUGGGGCGUACCUUGACCUCAGUGUCCAGGUAUACUGGGCUGAGGCUGCUUAGGGUUUUAAAGGUCAGGACCAACACUUUGAAAUGUUGCCUCUAGGCUGUUGCCUUGCUUCUGACAGCUUUGGAGCACUGGGCAAGGACAGAGUCAGUUUAUGUCACACAAGAUUAGUUAUGAGGUACUUCAAAAGAGUAAGGUGAGCGAUGGAAUGAUGGGCAUUGGCAGUAGGGUGGUGACCUUGUGAAAGGGUGAAGGAAGAAAUUCUGAGAGGGAAGGCACCCAGACUGAGAAGGCAAAAUUCACAUUAAUUGAGUGUGGCAAAAUUAGGACUCCCCUGGUGCACAAAAUGGGGGGGUACUAUUUAGACUGUGGAUGUUUUUUUCCCUGGGAGCACCUGUUUUGAACCAACUUACUGGGAUCUACACACUGAAUUACUUGUUAUAAACAACUUAAGGGAUUCUCUAAAAAAAAUCUGUAUUGACAACAUUGCUAUUACAUUUAUUCAAAAAUGCCCUUAAAAUACAGUACUGUACACUUCUAUUUUCUUUGCAAUCCAAGCUUAAAUCCAUGAAGAUUGGGCAUUUGAUGCUUGUUCUAAUUCAUACAUGUAAACUCUGAAACCUCUUCACUUGAUCUAAGGGGAUCUAAAAUCUAAGGCUUUUUUUUUUUACUUAAAUGGAAGGAGAAAAACUUCACCAUUACAAAUUGCAUAUUUCAGUAGAACAGGCAAAGAAAUUUCAAAGUGCUUGUGUAAACCUCUGCUGGUUGAUACCACCCUACACCAACCCCACACACUGCUCUGCUGAUAAGAAAUUAUAGCAGCAAUAGGGAAAUGGCUGGGACUAGAUUUGGAAGUCCAACAGGCCAGAGGUCCUCCUCUCUGGUUUAGAGACAUAAUAGAACAUUGCUGAUCCCUUCAUCGAACAAUAUGGAGAACCCCUCCCAUCUCACACAACAGAACCCCGUGACCUAGUGAAUGCU